AUGCCCGAAUCGACAAUCAUAAAAAGCGGCCACAACCCAGACGCAAAAUGUACAAAACCUACCGAAACCUUCACCGGCGACGUCUAUCUUGAUCCCAUACACUUCGAUACCGAAGCAGCAAUUGCCAAUGUCACAUUCACCCCCUGUGCCCGAACUCACUGGCAUACCCAUGAGAAGGGUCAAAUGAUCAAAGUCGUUGCCGGCAAUGGCUGGAUCUGCGAUAAGGGCGGUGUUCCACGGAGACUGAAGACUGGCGAUGUUGUCUGGGCACCGGCUGGGACUACCCAUUGGCAUGGGGCUGAUGAGGGUAGUAUUAUGACGCAUUUUGUUGUUGGGCUUGGGAGGACCGUUUGGCAUGAGGCUGUCAGUGAUGAGGAGUAUGGGAAGAAGGGUAGUAGCUAG
Molecule: messenger RNA, 402 nt
Organism: Penicillium cataractarum
Lineage: Eukaryota; Fungi; Ascomycota; Eurotiomycetes; Eurotiales; Aspergillaceae
Product: cupin domain-containing protein
Exons: 1
Coding region: 1-402 (133 amino acids)
Source: RefSeq, a predicted model, not a curated record